CCGAUGAAAACAUAACCUCCUUGGCGGAGGUAAUAAGACCCUACGCAUUCACGGAGUAAUAAAACCCCCACACUUGCUUGGUUUUCUCUACAACAGUAAGGAUCACAUAAUUGUCAUUCUUCCGGCCAAGCUUCUGCCUAGCUAGUCCGCUUCACAAGAUCGAAAAUACCCGGAGGAAACGCAGGGGACGAACCAAACAAUCUUCAGUAGUCAGUUGCAGAUACAGCAUAACAAUGGUUGUCUGUGGCUUUUGAGAGAAUUAUCGAUUGGCACUUUGUGGAGUGUACAUGCAGUCGUACGUUUAGGCCUGCAUACAUGAAAACCUACAAGUACAAGGAGCAUGUUUUGUCUGACAGGGUAGCGAUAGCCAACUCACCGAGGCCUACAUUGGGUUCAAUUGGACUGAAAUACUGAUCACUAUAGCAAUGUGGGAUUACGUCAUCAGUCGGUGAAAACAUAUUUUCAGUAGCACUUGCGUUUUUACGGGAGUAGGGCCUACGUGUUACCUUUCAGCACUUCAGUUUUAUGAAAUCAGGAGAUUUCAGACGAGAUCAGGAGUUUUCAGAAGUUUCUGGUUGUCUGCACAUAACCAAUACACAGCUUUCAGUGUGGUACGUAUGCAGUCAACCAUCAGUUGAGGUCGUAAUCAUUGUCCAGAUGAAGAGAAUCUUGGCUUCGAAGACAGGUCGCAGCUUCGCUGUAUGUGCUGUUAUUGUGCUCAUCAUUUUCGGUCCAAAGUAUGCACAACAGCAUUUCAGGACGCGUCCCGUCACACUUUCCCAGCCCGAAUUCUCACCGAUAGUGCGAACGAGUGUCCCACUACUUGACAGCCAAUCAGUGGAAAACAGCAGACCACGUGAUGUGUCAUCACCCAAUGACAGCUUGCGUAACGAGACACCCCCUCAACAAUUGACCAAUGGUAGCUCGCCAGCUAACUCAUCUGCGCAGCUACUGGACAGCGAGAGCCCGACUGUAAAUUCAUCUGCCAAUGAACUGCCUGCUCCAAGUUCGGCGGGGAAGACCAAUACAUCCCAGAGAAGAAUCGUCCUGACAACAACUAAUUCGGGAUUCCUGGACUUCACCGAAAAUUUCCUCCUGAGCAUUGUCCAAACGGGUGUGCACCCCAACGUGACCAUUAUCACUGAGGACGAGGAAACCUAUCGGGUGCUUUCUGAAACGGGGGACAAAAGGUACCCAGGGCUGCAACUCAUCAAACCGGAUGGCAGGUUACCUUCCAAGGGUGAGGCCAUCGACUUUGGGACCGAGGAAUACGUCAACUUCAUCAAUCGCAGACCUAAGUAUGUGCUUAGUUUCAUACAACAAGGGUUUGACGUAUUUUUCAUCGACGUCGACACGUUCUGGGUCAGAAACCCUUUCCCUUAUUUUCAGGGCAACUUUGAUGUCGCCUUUAUUCGUGAUGAACCCAAAUGGGGCAAUUUCAAUGGUGGUUGCAUAUACUAUAGGCCAACAGAACGAACGGUACAGUUACUCAAACGUUGGAUAGAGGCCAUGGAAACGCAGAAAGUACACAAGCAGGACCAGGCCGUCUUGAACGAAAUCGUCAGACAAAGGAACGUGUCCAGCAAACUGAGGAUAAAACAGUUGUUCGAAAGGAACUUUCCAAGCGGCAGACUGUACGUCAAGGGCAACAAUACCUGCUUCGACAUGAGCGAUGCUGUCGUGUUCCACGCAUCCUGGAUUGCAGGGCAUGAGAAAAAGAUGGCGAUGAUGCAGAAAUGCCGCAUGUGGCUGAAAAAUUAGUUUUAUAUUGGUCUAUUGAGGGCGCUUGAUGAAAAUGGACCCGGGUUCGAACCACAGAUCUUGCGAUCCACUGUCCACUGCGGCAGCUCAACGAAUGAUGCCUGAAUGUACAUGCAUGACUGACUGAUAACAAUGGUGUGACGUCACUGUUAAUUUCUUAUGAUGUCAUUGUUAUUUAUUUACGAAUAAACAUCGAACUAGCUGAAUAA
Patiria miniata (bat star) is the source of this 1970-nucleotide messenger RNA. Its product is annotated as UDP-D-xylose:L-fucose alpha-1,3-D-xylosyltransferase 1-like. The record is from RefSeq and is a predicted model, not a curated record. Gene Ontology annotation, molecular function: glycosyltransferase activity. Bases 526 to 1761 code for a protein of 411 amino acids. The transcript is spliced from 3 exons. Gene Ontology annotation, cellular component: Golgi apparatus. NCBI's taxonomy places the organism in Eukaryota, Metazoa, Echinodermata, Asteroidea, Valvatida, Asterinidae.